GUCACAUGUCAUUUAUGACAUUUUAACUCUUCGGAAUAUUAGAGAAUGUACAUUAAAAGUCAAAAUAUACUAAAAGUGCAUUAAAUUAUUUGAAUAACUUAUGAUCAAAUAAAAUUGUAAAAGUAAGUUAAAUUCAUAAUUAUUGGUAAGCUAUUUCUUCAGUAAAUAGAAUUGUUCAAGUUAUAAAUGGGAAAUUCAGUUUCGGCGGCUGAAAUAGCGAAAGUAACUGCAUCGCAGUUAAUAAAUGCAAAUGAUCCUGUGGAAGUAGAAAAACAUCGCCAGAAAUAUCAGAAUUACACUGGAGAAAUACCACCAGAAUGUCCUAUGCACCAAAAGGUACAACAAAAACAAGUGGAAUCUGGUUGCCCAGUACAGGGCAAUGACGAUAUAAAUCCCUUAAAUAUGAUAAAUUAUCAGUACUCAUGUUGCAUUAUUAAAAAAUUAAGAUAUACUUGUAAUGCACAGAUGGGACCAGCCAAUCAAAAGCCAUCACCAGGACAACCCUUUCCCUUGUCAACUGAUCGCCAGGUCUCAACAAUACCUAAAGCUAUAAUAAAAGAAGGAGAAGGGCAAUUUUGGGUAUAUCCUAGUCCGCAGAUGUUUUGGAAUGCCAUGCUGAGAAAAGGUUGGAAAUGGAGAGAUGAUGAUAUUAAGCAAGGAGAUAUGGACAACAUAAUAAAAAUUCACAAUGCCAAUAACGAACAAGCAUGGCAAGAAGUUUUAAAAUGGGAGGCACUACAUGCUAAUGAAUGUCGAGAUCCAAGACUGAAAAGCUUUGGCGGUAAAGCACAAGACUACAGUCCCAGAGCUAGAAUUCGCCAUCUUUUGGGAUAUGAAUUACCUUUCGACAGACACGACUGGAUUGUUGACAGGUGCGGAAAAGAUGUCCGGUAUGUAAUUGACUAUUAUGAUGGUGGAGAUUGUGAUGACAAAUACAGAUUUGCUCUGUUGGAUGUCCGGCCGGCUAUGGACAGGUAA
Molecule: messenger RNA, 978 nt
Organism: Diabrotica balteata
Lineage: Eukaryota; Metazoa; Arthropoda; Insecta; Coleoptera; Chrysomelidae
Source: the annotation of a GenBank genome assembly